This is a messenger RNA of Phascolarctos cinereus (koala), 9332 nucleotides long. It is a transcript of the gene FOXN3, whose product is annotated as forkhead box N3. Gene Ontology annotation, molecular function: DNA-binding transcription factor activity; cis-regulatory region sequence-specific DNA binding. The record is from RefSeq and is a predicted model, not a curated record. Gene Ontology annotation, biological process: regulation of DNA-templated transcription. NCBI's taxonomy places the organism in Eukaryota, Metazoa, Chordata, Mammalia, Diprotodontia, Phascolarctidae. Gene Ontology annotation, cellular component: nucleus.
UUGCAGUGGAAACAAUUUAUCGCUCUUCUACGAGCCCCGGCCCCCUAACGCUGCAGAUCUCGAGUGGGGAGGUCGGACGGGCCGGGGAGGGGGCGGGGGAGAGGAAAGAAAGGAGGCCGACUGCAGCAGGUCCCAUGUCUCUCUCUCCCCUUCCUCCUCCUCCUCUUCCCGCUUCUGUUCCCCACGACCACCUCCUUCCUCGAUACAGCUUGCUGCACAUUGUUAGCCAGGGGAGGAAGCAAUGUGCACUUCCAUCAGAUGAAAGUUUGUAACCUCACGCCCAAGGGCAGCGGUGGAAUCUAAUCCCACCCUCCACCUCCUUCUCCCUUCCCACCCCACCCUGACCCUACCCCCAGCUGAAGCCAGGAGCCUCCACCUAAAUGGGUCCAGUCAUGCCUCCCAGUAAGAAGCCAGAGGGCUCAGGAAUUAGUGUUUCCAGUGGCCUGAGCCAGUGUUACAGAAGUAGUGAUUUGUCCAAGUCCCUUCACGACGACGAUGACCUCGACUUUGCCUUGCCUGCCAUCAGAUUAGAGAAGGGGGCGAUGGAAGAUGAAGAGCUCACUAACUUGAACUGGUUGCAUGAGAGUAAGAACUUGCUAAAAAGCUUUGGGGAUUCAGUCCUCAGGAGUGUUAGCCCUGUUCAGGACAUUGAUGAUGACACCCCCCCAUCUCCUGCUCACUCUGACAUGCCCUAUGAUGCCAGGCAGAACCCCAAUUGUAAACCUCCUUAUUCUUUUAGCUGCCUCAUAUUUAUGGCCAUUGAAGACUCUCCAACCAAGCGACUACCAGUAAAGGAUAUAUACAACUGGAUCUUGGAACACUUUCCAUAUUUUGCAAAUGCACCCACGGGGUGGAAAAACUCAGUGAGACACAAUUUGUCAUUGAAUAAGUGUUUUAAGAAAGUGGAUAAAGACCGAAGCCAGAGUAUUGGAAAAGGGUCCUUGUGGUGUAUUGACCCAGAAUAUAGACAAAAUCUCAUACAGGCCUUGAAAAAGACACCCUAUCACCCAUAUUCACAUGUGUUUAAUACACCUCCCACAUCUCCUCAGGCAUAUCAAAGCACAUCAGGUCCACCUAUCUGGCCGGGAAGCACCUUUUUCAAGAGAAACGGAGCCCUUCUACAAGAUCCUGACAUUGAUGCUGCCACUGCCAUGAUGCUUUUGAAUACUCCCCCUGAGAUACAAGCAGGUUUCCCUCCAGGAGUAAUACAAAAUGGAACCCGGGUUCUGAGUCGAGGUAUAUUCCCUGGAGUUAGAGCACUGCCAAUCCACCCCAUCGGAAUGGCGGCUGCUGGGAGGAAUGGCAUGACCAGUUGUCGGAUGCGGACAGAAAGUGAGCAGUCCUGUGGCUCUCCGGUCGUUAGCGGUGACCCAAAGGAAGAUCACAAUUAUAGCAGUGCCAAAUCUUCCAACCCCAGGAGCACCUCCCCAGCCAGUGACUCCAUUUCUUCUUCCUCUGCCGAUGACCAUUAUGAGUUUGCUACAAAGGGCAGCUGCGAGGGCAGUGAGAUUAGCUUCCAGAGUCACGAGAGCCAUAGUGAAACCGAAGAGGAUGACAGGAAGCAUAACAGAAAGGAGACCAAGGAUUCUUUAGCUGACAGUGGGUAUGCGUCACAGCACAAGAAAAGGCAGCAUUUAUCCAAGGUGAGGAAAGUCCCUAGUGAUACGCUGCCCCUUAAAAAGCGACGCACAGAGAAGCCCCCUGAGAGUGACGACGAGGAGAUGAAGGAAGCAGCUGGGUCUCUCUUACACUUAGCAGGAAUCCGAUCCUGCUUGAACAACAUCACCAAUAGGACGGCAAAGGGGCAGAAAGAGCAAAAGGAAACCACAAAAAAUUAAAACAAAUCACUGAUUUGUUUUGAACUUACUAAAAAAAAAAUUUGUUUCAGCACGUCAGGAGAAUUCUAAUGAUUUGUGGCAAUAUCAACAAUUUUUUUCCCUUUUGGUUUGGUUUAAUUUUUUUUUGGACCCUUAAGAUUUUUUAUUUUUAAAGGAGAUUGAAGCCAUAGAACUCGUACUGACACUCAGCUGUUUUACAAAAGCUUUUCAUUAUCUGAAGACAAAACCAUAAAAAGCCAAAAUUUACAUUGCUUUCUCCAGCUUGUCAGAAUACAUGGUUGAAUAUGCCGUGACACCCGCUUUAAUGCAGUGGAAGUACAAUUUGGCACCAGUUACCCGUUGGCACCUAGAGGAGAUGUGCACAAAUCAGUCAUUGGUCAGGCCCAACCCCUAGGAUUAAGAAAUUAAAAUGUUCACAUGAUUGGGUUAAUGAUUUGAAUGUGAAUUAAGGAGAUUUGGGGAAAGCAGGAAGGCCUUCCGUCUUGACAGAACCGGGAACCAGCCAGUGGCACUGUGGGUUCCAGGGGUGACGUUGCAAGUCUGGAGUUGCCACAUGUCAGGCACGGUGGUUUCCUGCUUUAACAUACCCUGUGGCUUAGAAAUGUAAAGACUGAUGCCUUUUUAAGUGGUGGAAACUGAACUGUGUAUGUGAUGGGUUUCAGUGAAUGAUGAGAAGGAAAAGGGCAAAUUGUUAGAGAUCUCACUAAUCAUUGAAUUCUGUCUUCUAUAGUAGAUUCAGAAGCCAUAAACCCGAAGAUUGGCACUGCGUACAAAAAAUAACAAUAAUGCAGAGAACAAGCUAUGUCUUCUUAACUGCCUGAGUGAAAAGCAAUCAAGUCUAAGAAAUUACAGUAGAUAUUAAGGAAGGAAAUAAUGAUACAGAUCUUUUUCCGUGGAUCCAAAAAUAUUUGAUCUAGUUUUUAAAAAAUUUAGAAGCUACAAAACCUGCCAUUAGUAUUAUGAUGUGUUUUUAAAAAAAAUUUGUUUUCAAGGCAUAUUGGUGGACAAGAAAAUAAUAUCUACCAAAAAGAGCUCCUAAGCUGCCCUCAAAAUGGAGUUUUCAGUUAAUGUCAGUCAGGAUUCAUCUGUGCAAAAAUCAUUGAUUUCCAGAUUCACCCAGUGUAGCCAGCAAGAAUAUCUGAUCCACAGUGCAUGGAUUCCUUUGAGGAAAACAAAACAAGAAAUCACAAAAAAAAACAAAAACAAAAAAACAAAAAAAACUUUUUUUAUUCAAAGAUAACAAAGUUCUUGUAAGGUAAAUAAUGUAUUUAGCAUGAAGCAUGAAUUAUUUUCAUAUAAAUAUAGAAAAUAGAGAAAAGGCUAUGCCUCUAAUUUUUAAGCCUUUAGGCUUAGAAGUUUUUUGUUUUUUUGUUCUGGUUGGGUUUUUUUUUUAUUGUUGUUGGGUUUUUUUGUUUGUUUGUUUUGUUUUGUUUGUUUUGUUUCUGGUUUUUUGAAGCAGGUGUUUAAGGUUUAACCUUCUUCAGGGACAAACACUGACUGUUGGGGAAUUUACUCUGCAAUAUAUAUAAAUAUAUAUAUAAAAACUCCACGCUCUGGUAGGGCUUGGAUGGUUGAACUAUACUGCCUUGUCUGAACAUUCAGCCCCCUUCUCCCCCCACCCUGAUUUCUCUGUUUAAAAAAGUGUGUCCUUUCUCUUUGUCUGUACAUGUCUAACAUGACGCAAUAAUUUGAGGGCAAAUUUAGUAGUGAGUGUGUAUGAUAGAAUCAGGAGAAUAAUGGGAAGCUGAAACUGAGAAAAUCAUGAUGAUUUGGUUCUAGGAUAGAUGGCAGUGAAUAAUUAUGCAAAUUUGCCCCUAAGGAGGAAGAAGAAAUUGCUAACAGGCCUUAUCUGAUGAUGGUAUGAAAUACGGUACAGUGUUCAGGAGACAGUGACACAGGUGGUAGAAAUGCAACUCCCAGGACAUUUUACAGUAACAAUAGAAUAUAAAAAGAGGCAAGAGGAAGUCCCUGCUCUCCAUUUCCUCAGUGCUCUAGAAUUUUCUCCUAAAAUCAUCUGAAUCAAGAGGAUACUAUAUAACAGGGCAACCUAGUAAAAAAGCAGAAACCCCUCUUAUUUUUCAUUUCUAUUAAAAAAUGCAAGUAUGCCUAUAAUGUCUGGGGUUUUUUCUCCUUUUCAGAAACCUGAAAAGCUAACAACAGAAAGAUCUGAUAUUUUGCCUCACCUCCCCAGUGAAUUGAAAUUAAGACAAACCAGUUGCCACCUGAUAUGGAAGGACCCUGCUAAUUUUGAUUAAGAAACAGAAGGCUCCUGCAAGGGGUUCAGAUCCAUCUGUGGGUGUUUGGUGAGGGAAAGUAGGCCUUUAAAUCAAAGGAAGAAGGCCAGUUGGCCUACACUGCAGAGUUGUUUUGCUCUGAUUCAGUGAAGAGGGAACUCUUUGUUUCAUAAAUAUAUCACAAGUAGAACCAGUUAAUUGAGCCUGAAUUCCUCUUUUGCCGAUUCAGCAGCAUUACUCAGGCAAGAUUCUGUCACUAAAGGAUGAGUAUUUUUGUUUCAGUGAAUGGGGAUAGAAGUAAAGGCAAUCUGUUCUCUCGGGCUUCUAGGAUCUUUGCACCAUGAAGGAGGUCACCCCAAGACAGAAUGAAUCUGAGUUCUCCUUCCAACCAUCUUGUCAUUGUUUUCUGCCCUUCAAUCCCUGCAGAUUGAUAGAAGAGAUUCCCCUCCCCAGCCUCUCUCCCUCUAAAUCAUAUUUAAUCCAUAUUCUCAGAACACAUUCAAGCCUGAUUCUGGCAAAGUGUUGUUCCUUCCAGUAAGUACCUGUAAACAGUUCCUGAUCAUUUCACUUUUAAAUGAGCAAAGGCCCUUUUUAGAAAACCAUAAAAUGUAUCAUGUAGUUUCUUGUUUUGUUCUCUUUGAGAAGCAGAUCUUAACUAAGUGUUGUAUUCUUUACUCUUGAACCACUCUUUUGCUUAAAUACCUCAAUCAGCAACUUUCCAAGUGUCAUUUUUCCCAAGUCUCACUUUGUUGGAGCAACUUUAGCAGAGGCUCAUUCUUCUCCUCUUGAUUUUGAAGCUUACACGUUGUACAUAACCAAAACAGUGAGUCAGUACAGAAUCACAGGAUCUGAAUUGGAAGGAGCCUCUGAGACCAUCCUGUCCAAUCCAUAGCAGGCCAAGAGUCUCCUCUGUAACAAAUCUGAAACUGGGUCAUGCAGUUUUUCCAUGAAGACCACUACCAUGGUGGAACCCACUAUCUCUUGAAGAAGCCCUUUCAAUAGUAGCUGUAAUUGUGAGGAAGGUUUUCCUUCCAACAACCCAAAAUGUGUGUCUCUUCUAUUUCCCUCUGCCCAUCUCCACUCUGAGGAUAAGUUUAAUCUAUUUUCCACCUGUCUCCCUCUGAUUCUGUUUCUCUCAGUUCCAUCCCAAUGAUCCUCAUAUGGCAUGAUCUUAAAGGCUCUUCACUGGUCACCCUUCUCUGGAUACUCUCCAUCCUAUUCAUGUUCUUAAGUGGCACCCCAAACUGAGCACAACUCUCCAGAUGGGAUCUGACCAGGGCAGAAUGCACUAGGAUUUUUCCCUUCCCUUGUCCUGUACUAGACCUGUCUAAAUGUAGCACAUGAUAUCAGAUUUUAUUUUAUUUUUUUGGCUGCAAUAUCCCUCUAUUCACUUCAUGGAGCUUAUCAUAUCCUUGAAUCCCUAAAUCUUUUUCAGAUUAACUGCUGUCUGACCUAUUUUGAACUUAGGAAGUUAAUUUUUGGAAGCCAUCAUAAGACUUUAUUUACAUAUUCCCCUAAUUUCAUCUCAUUAAUUUUUGAAUCUGUGCCCUAGCCUUUUAGGAUCUCUUGGGCUCCUGAUUUUGUAAUCCAGUGUGUUGGCCAGCCCUCUGAGCUUUGUGUGAUCUGCAAGUUGGUCAGUAUUACAUCUAAGGCUUUUAUCCAUGUCACUGGGGUGAACCAGCCCCUAAGACACUCUAACAGACACUUCCUUCCAUUAAUUACUGUUCUUUUGGUUUAACCUAUUUCAAAUGUACCUGACUUUACUGUGGUUUAGACAGCAUCUUCCAUCUUUUCCAUAUUACUAGAACGAGACACACUAUUCCAAACUUCAUUAACAUCUCGAUAAUCUCCAUCCAUGACAUUCAGGGGACCUACUAACCUGCACUUUUAGCAUAGAUAAGAGUCACUUGCCUGGGGCCAGAAGAUAAGCCUGGAAUACUCUAUGCAGAUCACAGUAAAAUUCACCUUUCAUGCCAUGCUUUCUCACUCUUGCUAGUAGCAUUUAGGGCCAACUCCCAUGAAAAGCAUUUACAUUUAACAUUUUAAAAGAAAAUUUUUAGCCGUGAACCUGGGGAAUGGGGAGGAAAAGGGGGCAGGGAGUGCUAUUUAUAAUGUACCUAGUUGAAGAACAGGAUGGUCAAUGCCUUUGAAGGCAAAGGGACAGGAGACAUGCAGUGCAGUAAAAAAAUUAAGCAAAGCCCUGUUUGUGAAAGAAUAUUUUGCAUAAACUUAAUCCACUUGAGGCCUAAGAUUCCCUUCCAGCCUUUUGAUCAUUCAUCUUCCAGUACCCAUUUAUUAGUUUGUCCUAAUAAACUUACCUACUCACCAUUAGGAAGUGUUUUUCAUUCUGUUUUCAUAAUUGGUCUUUUGGACCUUGGUGGCUCCAAGCAGAGCAUUUCAGCAGCGUUUAAAACUACCUUAAGUGGCCUAGAACAUACAUGUACUCUGCAACCUAGAAUCACAUAUUAUUGGCUCUGACACACUUAAGAGAAUAUCUUUAGGUUUUUUCUUAAAUGAUGUACAUGUAGACAGUUUUUUAAAAGAUUCUAUUAGAUGUCAUUUAAUCUUCCCUCAGUACUCAGAAAAGGGAUUGCAUUAUUGAUUUCCCUUCCUGCCCUACCCGUAGUAUUCCAUAAUUUCUCCCUUCCCACCCCAACAGAUCUUUAGAUUUCCCAGAGUUCCUUGGUAUAGUUACCUAUGUAGGAAGUUACCAAAUCUUUGUUGCAGUGGUGUUCCCCCCAGAAACCCAGUCCCAGCUAAGCAAGUGAUGAAAGAUUUUUGACCUGAUCCAAUCAUGGCAAUUGUUUUAAGGUCUUUGGAAAGCUAUGUAACUAAAUACAAAAGAGAUCUGUAACAGGCCUGGCCUGAAAAUCCUUUGCCUUUUCUAAGACGAAUUCAGGUAUUUGGGGCUAGCAUUGUUGUUACUGACAGCACUUCAGGUGAAAAGCCAGGAAUACCUUCAAUGGGAUUCAGGAAAUGCUGAGCUGCAAAUGACUGGAGCUUCUAGAGAGGAAAUCUUUUUGAUGGCUUCUCCCACUCCAUGCCCUCUUUUCCUUCCCCCAAGUCCUGCUAUACACAAGGACUAACCGUUGUCCAAGUGAUGUCAAACAUAUGCCUAAAAAACGAAGUGUAUGUUAUUCCCACACUGUGUUCAUUGGUCUUCAGCCACAUCACCGAAUGAACCGAAUGGAGUGGUAACCAGAAGUUACUCACAAGUGACCUGAUGAGAAGUAUUUAGGAUAUGGGAUUGGAUUAAAUAUAUGUUGUUUUGGUUGGUUGUUUUUUUUUUUAAACCCACCUCACCUCAUUCAGAAUGGGAAUGGUUUCUUUGUGGUGGAUCACAGCUUGCCCGGAUAUGACAAAAAUUUUUUUGGUAGACAAGCAACUUGUUUAAUCUUCUAGAUUUUGCCACCAAAAGACCCUUUGGACCAUGUGCAUCCUCCUCUUGACCAUGCCUGCAUUAUCAGUGUUGACUGUUAAAUCCCCAGUAUCAUAGUUCAUAACCCUCCAGUUAUCUAUCGAACACUGUUAUGCACAUAAUCCAGCACUGUGAUCUAAUUUAAAUAAUACUUUUUUAUUAUUUAUACUACUAUAGAUGAUAGACAUCAACACUUUUUUGCUAUAUAACCUAAGUGAUAACCCUCUCUUAGUUACCUGCCAAACUCUGAAAUUGUUUGGUUUCUAUUGCAGUUAGCACAGCUACAACAAUGUCGUAACAAUGUCUUUUUUUCCUUCGUAUCGUGUAAAUCAAAAGUAUAUACAUUGUGUGUGCGGUUUCUGUUUCAAGCUGGAGUUUUGCAAGGAUUUACACUUAACAUUCGAUGUUCUGUAUACUUUUGUGAACCAUCUGUUAAUCCCCUCUUCCUUGGAACAAGCACCCACCAAGGUUGCUUCUUUUCCUUUAUUUUCUUUCUAUUCUUCCCUCAUUCUGGUUUAUUCUUGAAUUAAGCACAGACUUGUCAACUGGGUUGCUUCAUCAUUAAUAGUGUACCCAACAUUGCGAUUCUUCCAUGUUUUGACGAAUAAGUGCUAAUUUCACUGACCAAAAAUUAGGGGAAGGAUAAGGAAAACAGAAUAAAGAAAAAACAACUCUUAAAAAAGUCCAAACCUGAUGUGUCUAUAAGGUGCUGCAUCACUGUUGUUGCACAUUUGAAAAUCAGAGAUGUCAUGAUCACUUCUAACUUAACCAUGCUAACAAGUAGCCUUCCUCUUUGUUGGUGUUUUCUUUGUGAUCAUUGAAACCAAGAAUAUUUAUUUGGAAAGAUAUGAACAGUGUUGUAUUUUUUUUCACUGUAUUGCAUUUGCAACAGGUGCAGAAUGGCCUUCUCUACCUUUUGCAAAGUAAUUGAUAUUCCAUAUUGGAUUCACAAAGACUUCGAUAUGGUUGAGCUAUCAUACCUAGCAAUCGUAUUUCAUCCUUUUUUAUUACUGUGGCCUGAAAUCCCCAAUCCCUUCUUAUAGAUUGAAACUGAGCUCACUUUCAGUUAUUUAAACCUGAAACACUUCUCGAGUAUGUAUGUAUGUGAAGGCCACUUAUUUAAGGUCAUAUUGUCUUGCAUUCAGUAACCAAUUUCACAUGUGUGUCAUUCACACUCACUACGUUAACUGCCAUGGCAAAAAUAUCAAGGGGAAAAAGUAUUCGUGUGUCUAGAAAACAUUAUGCACCUGUACUUUUUUCUACUCUGAUUCUGUAACACUUCUGAGUUCAGUUUUUUGUUUUGUUUAACAAUGGAUGAAAAAAGCAAUCAAAAGACUGAGAGAUUUAGGGGUCAGUUGAUCUUCACUGGCCAAUAACUUUACCUGGCCAAAUUAAUUUUAGUUGAGAAGUUACUGUUCAAAAGCCAAUUUUUUUUCUUGUAUUUGCUGUAUGAAACUGCCAAUAUGAAUAGAAAAUGAGAACCACGAUGGAGGAAGAAAAAGUAAUAUUAAGUUGUAUUUUUUGUUACCUAAGUGAGCAGUCCGAAGGCAAGAGUGAGCAGCUGAACUUUAGGGAAUGAGAUGGUGUUGAUUUAGAGGCAUACAUACCUGCAUUUUACAUUUUCUUGAUGUGUAAUCAUAUUGCCAAAGACAAACUAUUUCAUCAAUUAUUGUAAAUAACACUUUUCCCCAAACCUACCAUAAAGUUUCUGUGAUGUAUUGUCUUCCAGUUGCAAUAAAAAUUACUGAGUUGCAUCAAUUGAAGAAAAAAAAGUAGUAGUGUGUGUACCGACUCUCAAUAUGUAAAUGUUGAGCAGUAAAAUAAUUUAUAUUUCUUACCUGC